Messenger RNA from Pocillopora damicornis (cauliflower coral), 5850 nucleotides. RefSeq lists its product as uncharacterized. Gene Ontology annotation, cellular component: membrane. Lineage: Eukaryota; Metazoa; Cnidaria; Anthozoa; Scleractinia; Pocilloporidae. The record is from RefSeq and is a predicted model, not a curated record.
ACUUAGGGAAACCUAUAAAACUGUAACCCGAAGGCAGGCUCUUCGACACCCGAAAACCACUACACCACACACACGGAACUAUGAACAACGUUGCCUGGCCGAUUCUGUUCCACUGAUUUUUCGCAAGACUUGAUUUUAGUAAAUUGCAGGUUCUAAAAGGAACUUAAACUGAACGAGGAUAAAUAAGUUAAAAAUUUAGGCGAUACGUGAUCGCUUCACUGGGUCAAAUGUCUCUUCUGUUCAGCUUCAGUUUGUUUAUUCCAUCAAUUCGUUCGAAACAAUCUUGAAAUACAGGAAAAGAGCGAAGUAACCUCGACAAUUUGAAAAUGACGGUGUGAAAGAAAAUUAGGUAGACCUUGGUUUGUGAAUUUGAGAAUGGAAAGAAGCCGUGGCUUAAGCCUCUUAAGACAAUGAGUCAGAUUAGAGCUUGGCGGCAUUUCCUCGCAUUGGGCACGAACCUCAGAAACGGCUACCAUGAAAUACGUUCCUAUAACAUGUGUGAAACUACAUUUCAGAGGUAAUCUUUAAAAACUACCAUGACGCCAAGUGGAAAGAAACAUUGCGUGAGAAAGACUUCCUUAAACUCAGUUGGUGGCCUCGAACAGUCGUGCUGAGUUGUAAGGAAGACCAUGCUUGGUUGUCUCGAGGCGGUUCUGCUAGAACCCGCAGCCUCCACGGUACUUAUGCGCAUGCGUUUAUUUUCUGAGCGCAGUCGGCAGGAGUCACGAAAUUCAAUUUCUACAAAGGCCCAAAACUUCCACCUGCUGUUUUUUUGGCGUGGUUGUUUGUUCAAAUUAGAGUACAGAAAUAAUAGCAAGCGUUUUUAUGUCAGCUACUAGCCCCAUGUUUUGUCUUGAAAAAGAAAAGCCACUCGGAAUUGAGUAAGUUUCGUUUCUCAUAGGGAGGUCUGAAAUAGCAGGGGACUAUCGUUAUCAGACAAUCUUGAAUUCAUCCCUUUAUUAAGGUUCAGUGGAGUUUUGGCUAACAGAAAAUUCAAUCGAUUUUUUAAGUGAUUUUAUUCCUGUUUUGUAACAUCGACAGGCUGGAAGACAUCUGUAUCAAUUUUUUUCCAUUUGGAUCUUACAUAGGUCAAAAAAGGGACGAUUUUCAGCUCUUCAUUACUUUUUAAUCUUUUCAGUCCUGCUUCAUGACCCUCUUCAGCACCGACAUUGUUCAUCUUUUUUCAAGACAAAAAUGGUGCAUCAGCGUAUUUUCAACAAGCCUUCAUUCACAAAGAAAUUGUUUUAAUAUUGGUAAACACGGCCAGGAUGUGGGGAAUAUAAUUAGCACGCAAUGAAAAAAAAAUCGAAAUGCACCUCAUGCUGAUUUCAUGUGCACGAAAGUAUAAAUAUGUCGGAUUUUAACCACAAAAUGUCUGCCUUUGUGCCAAUUUUUUGCUGCAUCAUCGCAAUUUUUUUCCUUUUUUGAUUCAUGACACGAUCAUAAUGAAUUCAUAAACCGCAAAGGAAAAGAAAAGGGAGAACGAAAUAACAGCGUCAUGAAUAGAUAAUGAAUUAUUUAUCGUCGUUUCUUUGUUCAGUAGUGUUUAGUCUGGCGCUGUUGGUCGUCAAUAAAAUAAAUACUUCUUGAAAGAGCGGUCACACGAAAGUCAAAAAUGUUCUCUUUUACCCUCAAGGGAAUAUUCCUUGACAUGAAAAUAUUGCCUAAUACAGCAGUAAACACCACGGGCGACGAUUAGAAUUUCAAUCUUUAUAAAAUGCCUAAGGACUAAGACGUUGGUUCUCUUUGAUGUUGACUGGAACUAAACCGCAAAACCUUCCCAGCUAGGGUAGGGCUGGGCCUUUUUUAAGACCCCUUGUUCCCUUUUGACACUUAAACAUGAAAUUUAGUGAUUUGAACCACGGAGUUAGUAUUUUCUGAAAAUACUCGGUGAAGAAGUAAAUGAAGUGAAAGAAAUUCCUGAGUGGAAUUUAAAAAAAAAAAUAUCAAAAGGAACGCAAUAAGUCACCCUCCCCUCCCUUGUAACGAUCAGCUCGCAUACCAGACGGAACAUCAGAAUGAGGCUUCCGGCCAAUCGUCUGGGACAAAGAUGAUAUGAAGGCAGUCUGAGUUUUGAACAUUUCUCGCCGGAGGCACGAUCGAAUUAGGUUAAUGUAUUUGGUUCGUGCUAUGUUUCACCAAAAGCGACCUAGUCGCAUCGAAACUUUCAAUUUCACAAGAUGAACACACAAGAUACACGAAGUCAACAGAUGUUCAAAAUUCGUCGAACUACUCUUGGAUUUGGUGUUGUUCAAAUCCUCUUAGGCGUCUCAUUAACUGCGUUGUCUUUCGCAGCUUUCGCCUUCACUUCUUCGGAUAGAAUACGUAACGCUUGUCCUUACUGGGCUGGAUUCGCGGUUUUUUGGAGCGGUGGUGUAGGUAUAAUUGCUUGGAAGCAUUCGUCUGUGAUGUCGAUGAGUUUGUUCACAUUCUUCUCAGCGGUAUGUGUGGUUCUGCAGAUGAUUGGUACAAUUCUAACAGGAGAUGCAGGAGGCUUGCUCAGAUCACUUGUCAUGUGUGAAAAAGAAAUUUCAGGGCCUCGCUGCAAGUGCUGUGAAUCUGAAAUGGCCUGCUAUCAAGGUGUGGGAGUGGUGGAAUUUGAGGGGGUGCAGGACUGCAGUGUGAUAACAGGACUACUUACUGGGUUGUUAUAUGGACUUUGUGUUCUAACCAUCUUUGGAAGCUUACUGUGCUUCAUUGCAACUAUCUUGGGAUGUACUGCAGUAGCACGUCAAACAAGUCGACAUCAGGGGCUUUGUGGUCGCCAUAGUUCAAGGAGGUCCCAUGCCAGUAGGAACCCAGACAGCUACACUUGGGCUCCUUGUUCGACAGACCUUACAAUGUUGCCGCCCUACGCGCCACCGGUAUAUCACUCCGUGGAUAAUUUUCAAGAAUAUGGUCUGUCGUCAUGCAUAGUCCCGCCUCCAGUGUUUGACCCUACUGACUUACCUCCACCUUACUCAUCACAGAAUCCUUCCUUAGCCGAUUCUCAGAACUCUUUGACUUCUCCGGAGUCUUCAAACAACCUACCACAAUCUUCUGAAACGGACGUACAUUUCCAGCCUAUGCACUCGAGGCAUCAGGCAUUAAAUUACGACGAGGAACUCAGGGCCCUGCCUUCAGCCACCCUUAGCAUCUCUAGGGAAGGUUGCAACCUCCAAGAUAGAGGUGUGCCUUGGAAUGGCCACCUCAAUGCUAUGUCUGACAGUAGUGACCUUCUCACAGCUAGCGCUUCAUCCGAUUUGUCAAGCAGCUGUAAUAGGUGCUCUUCUGAACAACAAACGAAUGUUAAUGACACUGAUAUAUACAAGACAAUUCUUAUUGGAGCCACGCCUUUGCUUAAUCAUCCUGCAAAGUCUAGAAUUCAAGCGGAGUUCUCCGAACUAGUUGAAGCUUCCUCAGGCUCAAGGAGGCGAACAUCGUCGCUACAGGAGACAUCAACCAAAGAUAGUGUUCACGCUCGUAAUGUACCGGCGGUUUCUACAUCUUCUGCCCGAGGGACUCCUAUCUUAUCCCUGCGCACCCGGAGUAGAUCUUUAGGUGAAAACGCUAUCUAUGUGAAUUCAUUUGAGGUCAUGGCUCGACCUCCGCCCAACAUGCGACUGCCAGUUGAUGAACAGCUCAAAACUUGUAAUACUGCUAAGCCCGUCACCACCAGAAACUCCCAUCGACUUACAAAAAAAGGAACUCCGCUCAAAGGUGAUCCUUCGAAAGAUCACAUCAGCAGUCGUAGCGAGCAGAGGAAGGACAAAGUAAAAAAAAGACGACGAAGGCAUUCGCAUGGCAUUUCGAGACACAAGGAAAGAUGGAAUGUUAACUGUGAAUCACUAAACUCGCAAGUGAAUCGUGGAAACGACGAUUCAGUUACACAAGGCAAAGAAACGGUAGUAUGAAGAUAUGUGUUAGUGGCUUAGGCCUUAAUUAGAAGGUAGGUUGGGUUUGGAGAUAUCAGGAAAAAUGACAGGGGUGAUCUUGGCAGCUUAACGAGAGGGGAAAGUGUGUGGAUUGGAACCAGAUAUAAUAGACUUGUCCCCGGAAAAUUACCAUACGAAAGACAUUAAUGGUCAUUUAAUAUCCUUUUUCCCCGAUAAUAAAUAUACUUUGGUCCAUUAUCAUUCUAGCAAUAGCUCCCCUCCCUUUCCGCUCCCCUCCCCUCCCCUCCCCUCCCCUCCCCUCUCUUGAAACCAUGGCUGUUAGAGUAUUACAAGCUUAAAACCUCGGCAUUGAGACUUUUCAAUGGUGUGGGGCACUUUCCGUUGGGUUGUUGUUGAAGCAAAACCAGUGCCAAGAGUAAGUAGUCAGAGUAACGUGAAGGGUGUUACCUACCAAAGGCUUUGAAUUUGAAUGCGCUCCAAAACGCAAAUUAGAGGCAGUUUGAUACAGAUUGAUUUAUCACGGAUUUUCGAUGAUCACCCCAUCAUUUCCCUUCUGGGUUCUCCACUUCCUGAACCUAAUCUUAACUGAUCUAGCAGUUCUUUACCGAAAAAUAAGCAAGAAAAAUGAGCAUCGAAUCACGCCAAGCAAAGAUGGUGUGGUUACUCCUAACGAGAUCGAGACAUGAAGGAACAUUUUGAAGUGUAAUGUGAAUUGGCUUCGGAGGUGUUUGUCCAAUGCAUUUCGCAGAGGACUAGCUUUCUCAAUCACUUCAGUGAUAAAUAAUAUAUAAGCAAAAGAAAAUAGAGGUUAACCAAGACACAGAAACAUUGAUGUACGACAUUUUUGUAAUAUAUUUUGCAUGUUAUGUAUUCUUUUUCCCAGUCUCCAGUGGAUACUGAAAAUAGAAUUGUCAAAGCUCUGAUUUUCUUAGGUUACUUAAUGUGAAGACUAAAAGGAUGCAGAACCAGGCAGAAAUCUUAUUAUGGUUUUUGCGUAUUUUCUGAAUCCAAUAUUCCAGAAGGAGAACAACUAGCUUUUUUCAAUGUAACUUCCAUGAUCAAAUUCGCCAUACUCGCUUAUCGCGGCGAUAAAAUUUCUUCUGAGUUAGUUGGGAGAAUUUAGCGGUAUAUUAUGAUGAUACCCCACAAGGUGAUUGAAACUUUAACAGUGUAUUGAUAAUUUGAGGAGGAUGUACAUUAUAAUCCGGGUGUCACAGGCUUAAGGGAAAGACAUAUCAUGCUAGGACAGUAUAUAGCAAUUUCCCAGGGAGUAAUCCUUUAAAUGGCUUGCACAGGAGGGCUCCGCCUUAAAAGAGUACCCUUCUCAGGCUCCAACUGCGCCAAAGAGUACGAAAAUUAUCAUUUAGGCAUUCAUAAGGGCUUUAGAUUUUCUCCAGAAAUAUCGUGCGUACGCGUCAUUUGAAGGGCUCUGAAAAAGUGCUGUUAAGCUUGCUUGUGAAAGAGGUAUGAUUAUGCUAAAGAAGUUAUAUUUUCAGAGGAAUCGGUUUAUAAAAAGAGGACGAUCCUUGCACCUCGGGGAGGGGGCCUCCCCAUGCAGAAAUUUAAUACCCUACUUUCCCAUUCCACUCCCCCCUCCCGGUGCAUUUUAUUUGCCGAGGGUUUAAGAAUCAAAGGCCAUUAGGUUAGUUUUUGUCCAGACUGGAGUUACAACAAUAUUCCUGAUACUUCUCAAGAAACAUUUUUUUAAAUAAAAAAAGAGAUAAAGUAAAUCUCUAAUUUUUGUUAUAAAGAUGUUGACAUUGAAGUGAAAAUACGUACUUAUGUUUAUGUAGAUGUGUAGUUCAGAUUUAAAAUAACAUGAUCGCAAUUUAAGUGCAUCUAAUGCCAUUUAUUUUAAUGAUCAGUGAUUCAUCUAUUUAUAGUGACUGUUAUUGAUAUAGUCUGGAAGGACUUUAAAAUGAUAACGAUAUGACUUUUGACUUUGUAUCAACUAAAUAAACUUAUUAUUCGGAGA